CCGCUGCUGCUGCUGCUGCUCGGGAUGGCGCUCUGCCCGCCCGCCUCCGCGCUGGGGGACGAGUUCAGCCCCGGACAGUGGGCGGCCGCCGGGGCCGCGGGCUCCGCCGCCAAGGGGAGACGGUAUCUUUUGUAUGACGUAAAUCCCCCCGAAGGUUUCAAUCUCCGCAGAGACGUAUACAUUCGCGUUGCGUCCCUUCUAAAGACGUUGUUGAAAACCGAAGACUGGGUGCUGGUUCUGCCUCCGUGGGGCCGCCUUUAUCACUGGCAGAGUCCUGAUAUUCAUCAGGUGCGAAUCCCGUGGUCAGAAUUUUUUGACCUGCCGAGCCUCAACAAAAACAUUCCGGCCAUCGAGUACGAGCAGUUUAUCGCAGAGUCAGGUGGACCCUUUAUUGAGCAAGUUUAUGUCCUACAAAGUUAUGCGGAAGGAUGGAAAGAAGGAACUUGGGAGGAGAAAAUAGAUGAGAGACCAUGCAUUGAUCAGUUGUUAUACUCAAAAGAUAAACAUGAGUACUAUAGAGGAUGGUUCUGGGGUUAUGAGGAAACACGGGGCUUGAAGGUCUCUUGUCUCUCAGUCCAAGGAUCGGCCUCCGUCAUGGCUCCGGUCCUUCUGAAAAAUACUUCGGCACGGUCAGUGAUGUUAGACAGAGCUGAAAACCUACUUCAUGACCACUAUGGAGGGAAAGAUUACUGGGAUACCCGUCGGAGCAUGGUGUUUGCCAGACAUCUGCGUGUGGUGGGGGAUGAGUUUAGGAUCAAAUACCUUAACUCCACAGAUGGAAGUGACAAGACUAGUUACUAUGAAGACUGGACAAAGAUGAAGGUAAAGCUGGGCACCGCCCUAGGUGGGCCUUACCUUGGAGUGCACCUCCGGAGAAGAGAUUUUGUCUGGGGGCAUAGAGAGGAUGUACCCAGCCUGAAAGGAGCAGCGAAGAAAAUCCGGAGUCUCAUGAAAAUUCACAAACUGGAGAGAGUUUUUGUAGCGACGGAUGCCGUCGUAGAGGAAUUUGAAGAAUUAAAAAGACUGCUGCCCGAAAUGGUGAGGUUUGAACCUACUUGGGAGGACCUUGAACUCUACAAAGACGGAGGAAUAGCAAUUAUCGAUCAGUGGAUCUGUGCACAUGCCAGGUACUUUAUAGGCACCUCGGUUUCAACAUUUUCCUUUCGGAUUCAUGAGGAAAGAGAAAUAUUAGGAUUGGAUCCUAAAACUACAUACAAUCGGUUUUGUGGAGAUAAAGAGAAAAACUGCGAGCAGCCCACGCACUGGAAAAUAGCCUAUCGAUGAUCCAGCCUGCCUCCCCGGAGCUCGUGGACUCACAGCAGAUCAGUCAAUUUCGAAAGACCCAGUUUUUUCCCUUUCCGUGGCUUUACCAUUUUUAUACAUACUAAGAGAACUGUAAUGCACUUUUUUCCAGACAGAAACACGAGUGGUCAUAACGGUGGAUGACAUUUUCCUCACGAUUCAGUUUUGGUGCGACUGGUGGGAUACGGUCCCUAACAGGUUUUUAAGGCUGGAUUGUAGAAGUAAAGCAUCAUUUUGAGGUGCAACAAAAUCGAGUGGUUUUGAAUUGAAUUGUACGUACUAGACAUGUCAGUUUAAUCCUGUUCUCAGGAUGUUUUGCACCGAGCUCCUUGUCGGCUCUGUAUUUCGUUGGCCGCGUUUCUGUACUAGGUGGCAGAGGGAUAAAUCUGUUUCUGGCUUUGUAGUAACUGCAUUGACAUUGUGGACAAGCCCAGAAUGAUGGGAAAACUAUGCCUCUUGUCUUCUUAAAACAACUUCAGAUUAAAUCCUGCCAGAGUACCUGCUCUGAGGUCACAAAAGCGUAUUUUGUGGUACCGCAACUGCCAAAAUCUCCACCUUCCAAACGCUUAGUUUAGUACUGGAUCAUUCUGCCCUCUCCAGUUCACUUUUACAUUGAAUUAUCCGUGACGUUACGUCUGACGGUGUCAAUUUUAGAUACGUUUUUGGCCAUCUCGAGUAAUCGUACCUUAAAACUGCAAGUUAACUCCUAGAUAUUCCUGUGCUCGGGGUAAGUGGUUUGCUUGUACAUUUUCAACUUCCGUUUGCCAGUCUACCAACUCGGUCAUCCUGAAUUGGGUUUUGCAUACAAAAUGGAAUGUAGAGCCGAGAAUUUGGCGCGAAGAGAUUAAGGGAGAAAGAGAAAGGGAGAAAGUUCCUGAGUUCUUUUAAAUAAAUCAGUGGACGGUGUGUUCGGGAGGAUCAAUGUCCAUUUUUUUCCCCCCGUUUACUGCCAUGUUGAUUUUAAUCCCAGUGGUCAGCAGUCAGUGAGAUUUCAGAGAAAAGGCGUAUUGGCUUCAGCUUGGAUAUGACAACAUCGCAAAAGUGAUCAGUAUUUGUUAAAUGAUUUAAGUGAAAAAAUGAACCUAUGUUUAUGCACGUGCUGCCGUUUGGAAGGAAGGGCAGGAACCCUAGCCCGUGCUUCGAACUCGAUUUCGCCUCUCAGCAUCCCCUUUAAGAAAAUCCUUCCCCUGGAUGUGUUAACGUUGCCUCCGCCGAAUACGUCUACCGAAGAGAGACUCCGACCAGCUGAAGAAACGAGGGUUAAAAUGAACAGAGCCCCGGAACAGAUGAAAAUUUGACGGAGAAGAAAAGCAGAGGAGGCUGCCCACCUGCCCGAAAGAUGGAUUCAGAGCCCCCUGUCCUUUUUCAGGUUGGAGAGUUUUGCAUCAGGAAGGCCCUGUCUGUCGCUGGCACUGAAGUGCCGUUCGUUCUCCGCCUGCAGUGAGCGGGGCAGGGAAAAGGAUGGACAAAGGUCAGAGUCCCCAGCAGCUGGUAGGAGAGGAGCACAUAGUGACCUUUUCAGAAGAGUGGCCGGAAUCUAGCGGUUAACACUACGUCUCAUUGUUGAGUACUUUCCGUAACGCCCUGGUGCAAUAUUUUAGACUGUCGCUCUGUCCUUUCCUCCCGAAACGUGUUACAAGGAUUAUCUCCUUCUGCCGCCGAUUUUUUGUGCAAGGUGGACCUCAGGGAUGCCCUGGGCCCAGCCAACAAGACAGUAGAAAUAUUUAUUCCUUCCCAUUUGUACAGUGAACUUUUCUUACGAAGAAAAUGAAGAUUUUAGGACGUCUGAUCUUACAAAUGGUGCCUUUUUAAAAACUUGAAUUGUAUUUAGCCUGAACUAUGCAAAAAAAAAAAGAAAAAUGUACCUGAUAACUGUAUACCUCCAUUUUUAAAGGAAAAUAAAGUGCUUUUUCGGUAUUAAUUGUUAA
This is a messenger RNA of Ornithorhynchus anatinus (platypus), 3230 nucleotides long. RefSeq names its product protein O-fucosyltransferase 2 (gene POFUT2). The transcript is spliced from 9 exons. Gene Ontology annotation, biological process: protein O-linked glycosylation via fucose. The record is from RefSeq and is a predicted model, not a curated record. Gene Ontology annotation, molecular function: peptide-O-fucosyltransferase activity. The coding region runs from base 25 to 1284 and encodes 419 amino acids. Lineage: Eukaryota; Metazoa; Chordata; Mammalia; Monotremata; Ornithorhynchidae.